This is a messenger RNA of Coffea eugenioides, 1279 nucleotides long. RefSeq names its product cationic peroxidase 1-like. The record is from RefSeq and is a predicted model, not a curated record. The coding region runs from base 128 to 1117 and encodes 329 amino acids. Gene Ontology annotation, biological process: hydrogen peroxide catabolic process; response to oxidative stress. The transcript has 4 exons. Gene Ontology annotation, molecular function: heme binding; peroxidase activity. NCBI's taxonomy places the organism in Eukaryota, Viridiplantae, Streptophyta, Magnoliopsida, Gentianales, Rubiaceae.
ACAUAUACACCAUUUCCUCAAGAAGCAGCAGCACUAUUAUAGUGCAUAUUAUCCUCUGUUACACCUUUUCCUUCCCAAGUUCACUCUACAACUCUGUUAAAAUUUGACCACAUUGUAGUAUAUAGUCAUGGCUGCCUCUCACGCUUUACUAUGGAUAUCAAAACCUAGCGGCAUUAGUAGUCUUGCAAUCAGCUUCGUAACAUUCAUUCUUCUUGUUGGAAUGACUUCUGCUCAAUUAUCUGCGAACUUCUAUGCAAGCUCUUGCCCAAACGUGCUCACCACCAUCAGAACAGCAGUGAACUCUGCUGUAUCAAAAGAGGCUCGGAUGGGGGCAUCCUUACUCCGUCUUCAUUUCCAUGAUUGUUUCGUAAAUGGAUGUGAUGCAUCGGUGCUGCUGGACGAUACAGCAAACUUCACAGGAGAAAAGACGGCUGGCCCCAAUAACAACUCUCUACGAGGAUUUGAGGUGAUAGACAGCAUCAAAUCCCAACUUGAGACCUCGUGCCCCGGUGUUGUUUCUUGCGCCGAUAUUUUGACCGUCGCAGCUCGCGACGGUGUUGCUGCGCUGGGCGGCCCAAGUUGGAACAUACUACUCGGCAGAAGGGACUCGACCACAGCAAGUUUAAGUGCGGCCAAUAGCAAUAUCCCUGGGCCAGGAUUGAACCUUAAUGCUCUGAUUUCGGCCUUCGCAAACAAAGGGUUCACAGCCACAGAAAUGGUGGCUCUAUCAGGAGGUCACACAAUAGGCCAGGCCAGGUGCCUCUUAUUCCGGAACCGUAUCUACAAUGAAGCCAACAUAAACGCCUCUUUCGCCGCCGCCGUGAAAGCGAAUUGUCCUCGCAGCGGAGGCGACAACAACCUCUCUCCGCUGGACACAACCAGUCCCAUUUCAUUUGACAAUGCUUAUUUCAGGAACUUGCAAACCCAAAAGGGACUACUCCACUCCGAUCAACAGCUGUUCAGCGGAGGAUCCACAAAUGCUCAAGUCAAUACUUACAGUUCCAAUUCUGCCACCUUUUUCACCGAUUUUGCUAAUGCCAUGGUGAAGAUGGAUAACCUUAGCCCCCUCACGGGUACAAAUGGCCAGAUCCGGACCAACUGCAGGAAAACCAACUGACUGAAGUAGUCAGAUGCAGUUGCCACUCUGCUUUUUCUGUUUUCUUCUUUAAUUUAUCUUUAUGAAAUUAUAUGGGUUUAAUUUCCUUUCAUCAUGUGUUUCUUUUACCAUUAUCACUUUUGCUGUAAUAUCAUCUUACAUUUGGAACACAAGUAAAACUGC